This is a messenger RNA of Miscanthus lutarioriparius, 1269 nucleotides long. Lineage: Eukaryota; Viridiplantae; Streptophyta; Magnoliopsida; Poales; Poaceae. The record is from the annotation of a GenBank genome assembly.
AUGGGGUCGUUCCUCGAGGAGUCCUUCCCGGACGUGUACCGGCGGAUGAAGGGCGACGUGCACGUCAGCAACUACUGCAAGUUCGACAGCCAGCUUCUGACGCUCUUCACGUCGUCGCUCUACAUCGCCGGCCUGCUCACCGCGAUGCUGCUCUCGUCGUGGUUCACGGCCAGGCGAGGGCGCCGCCCGUCCAUGAUCAUCGGCGGGGCGGCGUUCCUCGCCGGCGCCGUGGUCAGCGGCGGCGCCGUCAACGUGUACAUGGCCAUCCUGGGCAGGGCGCUCCUCGGAGUGGGCCUCGGCCCUGCUGAAAUUUUGCAGGCAGUGCUUUUGUACCUGUCUGAAAUGGCCCCUGCACGAUACCGAGGAGCAUUCAGCAACGGGUUCCAGCACAGCCUGUGCCUCGGCUCCCUCGCCGCGAACAUCAUCAACUACGGCGCGGAGAAGAUCACCGGCGGCUGGGGCUGGAGGCUCUCGCUGGGCCUGGCUGGCGUCCCCGCCGCGCUCUUCACGCUGGGAGCCGUCUUCCUGCCGGAGACGCCCAACAGCCUGGUGCAGCAGGGUGAGGACUGUGGGAGGGUACCGGCCGCAGCUAGCGGUCGCCGUGUUGAUGCCGGCGUUCACGCAGCUCAACGGGAUCAACGCCAUCGGGUUCUACGCGUCGCGCCGGUGCUGCUCCGCACGGUGGGCAUGGGCGAGAGCCUGGCGCUGCUCUCCACGGUCGUCACGGUGGUCAUCUACACGGCGUCGACGGUCGUGUUCAUGUUCGUCAUCGACCGGUUCGGCCGCCGCACGCUGCUCAUCGCCGGCAGCCUCCAGAUGCAGUUCUCCGAGGUCCUGAUCGGCGCCGUCAUGGCCGCCAAGCUGGGCGACGAGGGCGGGAUGCCCCGUGGCUACGCGGCGGCGCUGUUCGUCCUCAUCGGCAUCUACGUGGCCGGGUACAGCUGGUCGUGGGGCCCCAUGACGUGGCUGGUGCCCACCGAGGUGUUCCCGCUGGAGAUCCGGUCGGCGGGGCAGAGCAUCACGGUGGCGUCCGGGUUCGUGUUCACCAUCUUCAUCGCGCAGGGGUUCCUCGCCAUGCUGUGCCGGAUGAGGGCCUGGCUCUUCUUCUUCUUUGCGGGGUGGAUCGUCGUGAUGACGGGCUUCGUGUACUUGUUCUUGCCGGAGACGAAGGGGAUGCCCAUUGAGCAGAUUGGGAAGGUGUGGAGGGAGCACUGGUUUUGGGGCAGGGUUGUGGGGUCAGAUGAAUUGCAGGCGACUGAUAAGCUGUGA